AUGUCGUCCAUAAGAGGCACAAAUGGCCUCGUGGCGCACCGCUUUCGCGGUCGCUAUUAUACAGAAAUGACUCGCUUCGAGAGUGAUCUCAACAUCCUCGGCAUGCGCGUCAUUAGAGAUAUACCUUGCCAUCCAGAGAAAUACAAAGAAUGGCUCAAGGAUACGCGCGACCGCUAUGCAAGGAUGGAAGAAGAGCAGGACGCCGGCAUCCUGACCAUGAGCGCCGCGGAGGCGCCGCCGCGGGGCCUGCCCUGGCCCGCGCGGCACGAGACGCUGGCGAUUCUGCGGCCGGACGCGCGCGUGUUUAGCAUAGUCGUCUUUGUCAAUCUGGACGCAGAGGUGCUCACGAUGCAGUACGGCGCGCACUUUAACCUGGCGAGCUUUCCGCACAGGGGCGCGCAGUGGCGCGGCGCAAUUAGGCCUAGCAUGUACAACGGAUAUCCGACGCUGUCGCUGGAUUUCUGCGGCAGGGACCAGAUGGCCGAGCCGGCGAAGAAGCGACGAACGCUGGAAGCGCUGGUGCAAGGACACGGUACCGUCCGUGUGGUGCCGAAGAGGACGCUGUACAGUGGACGUGACGUCUUUCUUGCUCAUGCGCUGGCCAAAAUUUAUCGGACGUAUCAUAGGGCCAUUACUCGGUUUGGACUUGAGUGGGACCGCGAUUCCUUUGUCUUGCGGGAGUUUGUGUUUGCCAUUCUAUCUAUAGCGUCGGGCGAAGCACAAUUCAGCUCGGCAGUGUGCUGUCGUGAAUACUGUUUUGCCAGGGAAGAGGACCACUGCAACGGGGUCCAUCUCAACUGGCAACGACCAUGCUUUGAGGGCGGAGACCUGGGGGCUCUGGAGCCUUGCGCUACAUUUGGUUCGUUCUUUCACCGCAAAGGGGAAGUGGCUGGUGCGGCGCCGGCUGGACAUGUCUACUGGAUGAAGGGAGUCGUCAUCAACAUUUCGACUGUCGUUGAUGGGGCUGCGAUACAAGAAGCAAUCGACUGGGGCUGGGCGCAGGGGAAGCAAGAGUUUCAAAUCAUUGCCAUGUCCGUCUUUGACAUUGCCUUUGCGGAUGUCUACGUCGGCAGCGACAAGCACAGAGUCGUCCGGUUCAGCGAUGCGCUCAACCUCUCGCCCCUGCGAUCAGAGGAGUGCAUGUCGCUGCAUCCUCUCACACGACCUCCCUGGAGCGCGGACGCUGGCAUGGACUUGACGCCCGGUGCGAGGAUCGUCAGCUGCAACUCGUUCGGAACGGCGGCGAGGCUGGAGAAGCAUUACGGCGGCCUGGCAGCGCUGGUCAACUUUUUCAAAGUGGCGACUGUGCGCGGUGUCCCCCCGCAGAAUAGCAGCGCGCUGCCCACGGAGAUUCUGGCGCGCAUCAUGAGCUACGCCGACAAUGAGACGCAGAGGACUUGCAUGCAGCUGUCGCAAAGUCUUUGCGUUCUUGGAUUCAGCGACUUCAGGAUAGACGAGGAGUGGAGCAUUGCGGCACGGCCCGAGUCAGUGAGGAAACAAGGAGCAAACAAUCGCGAGAGAGGACUUCUUGCUUUGUCCCUUGCACACAAUGCGACAGACGAGGUUGCCGCUGCGGUGCAGGUCAUGUCAGCCAAUGGAUGGGGACGAUGGACUUGGGUGCCUGUGGUUGGAAGCGGAGAGCGUCGAGUCUUGAUGACGGACGUUGCGUUGGUGUUUGCCCCAGCGCAGGGUUGUGAACUGGAUGAGGACGCCGCGGAUGGCGACGUCAGCCAUCUGGAAUGCGACGAUGAUUCCAACUACUGA
This is a messenger RNA of Akanthomyces muscarius, 1764 nucleotides long. RefSeq lists its product as uncharacterized. The transcript has 2 exons. NCBI's taxonomy places the organism in Eukaryota, Fungi, Ascomycota, Sordariomycetes, Hypocreales, Cordycipitaceae. The record is from RefSeq and is a predicted model, not a curated record. Bases 1 to 1764 code for a protein of 587 amino acids.